Saccostrea cuccullata (small rock oyster) is the source of this 2934-nucleotide messenger RNA. RefSeq lists its product as uncharacterized. Lineage: Eukaryota; Metazoa; Mollusca; Bivalvia; Ostreida; Ostreidae. The record is from RefSeq and is a predicted model, not a curated record. Bases 645 to 2003 code for a protein of 452 amino acids. The transcript is spliced from 4 exons. Gene Ontology annotation, biological process: DNA recombination; DNA integration. Gene Ontology annotation, molecular function: DNA binding.
GACCACAGAAUGUCAACACUGUGCAUUGGAAGUUCCCAUGUGCGGAGAUUUGCUGCAUAUUUGGGCAACCACGGCUCUUCAGCUGAAUUAUUUAACAUUACCGGACUUGCUGAUGUGAAUUUUUACGGAAUCAGUGGUGGGACUGUAACUAAUCCACGUCACUUGGAGCUGUUUCUGGAAGCCGUCCAACGCCACCUGCCGACCUUCCUGAUCGUUCAUUUAGGAGGGAAUGACUUGGACACUACAGAGGACAAUUCUGAAUUGGUUGUAUUAAAACUAAUAGCUUUCCUUAAAGCUAUCCUAAACCGAUUUCACAUUCAGAAAGUUACUGUAAUGAAACUCCUGCCAAGGGAAAGAACCAGGCACAUCAGCCCUUCUGUGUAUAAUAGCCGUGUCUUAAAUGCUAACAGAAUUCUAAAGGAACAGUGUUCCACAAGCAAGUUAAUCUACUGGCGCUUGCGUGGGUUUACAAACAGUGUUUCUGACAUUUAUUUGGAUGGCGUGCACAUGAAUACUAUGGGUAUGCGGAAGUAUUUCCGCCAAGUGAGAGGGAUUCUGUUGUCCCAGCAGAUUUAUGUUUCUACGCUAUCAUCAACUGUGUAAACUUUUACACUGGGUUUGCUUGAACUUUGCAGUCCCUAAGGAUGGCUUCGAGACCAAAGAGGAGAAGAGCUUCAAACCCUGCUCAACCUGCGUUAUCAUCUCCCACCCCCCUGACUAUGCCCACACCAGCAUCCUUACAGACCUCUUCUUCACACACACCUUCAUCAUCACAACUUGACCAACUGGUGGAAACUUGCAUGGCAGCCAUCUUGCCCAAGCUAAAACAAACCAUCACAUCUAUCGUCAAAGACGCUACAAGUACAAACCCUGGGCCAUCCCAGCCAAUUGAGACGCAACCACCUCCGUCACCUGAACCACAGCCAUCUCAGUCACCAGAACCACAAUUACUUCAGCCACAAUCAGCGACACUACAGCUCAUUACUGGAGAUACCCCAGCUGCAGAUUCAACGAUUCAAAGCCAGUUUCCCAGAGAUGGACGAGAAAAGUACUUCAGUUCCAGAAUCAUCUCUUCAUCUCUGAAAAGUACAGCAGAUUUCCUUAUCAGCAAUUCCUUGUUCCAAGAUUCGCUAAAUUCAUACAGGAACAUAAUUUCCCAACACAGAGAUUUCAUUAAAAUGCAUAUUCAUCCAAACCAGGAUCCACUUCCACCAUCACUGGACCAUUUACUAUUAUAUAUCGCAUAUUGCUACCGCCAAAACCUUGCAGCCAGUACCACCAAAACCCACAUUUCUGCGUUUAGUUUUACGUUUAAAAUUGGUAACUAUCAGGAUUUAACUCAACAUUUUCUUGUCAAGAAACAACUACUAGGCUUCAGUAAACUCAACCCUUCUUCCGACACAAGGCUGCCAAUCACACGUCCAAUUUUAACAAAAUUAAUUCAUGUUCUACCUCUUAUAACCAACUCUGCCUUUAUCAGAAUAAUGCUGCAUGCAAUGUUUCUUUUGGCAUUUUACGCAUUCCUUCGAAUCGGUGAAUUGACAAAGACUGGCAGUGUGAAACAACACUAUAUUCUUGCACGACAUGUGAAAUUUAUUACAAAUAAUCAGUCUGAAAAUUGCAUUGAACUGACAAUACCACACUGCAAACAUUCCAAUAAAUCAACUAUUUUACAAAUUCCACAAAACAUCAAUAAACAGUUAUGCCCUUAUCAAGCCUGCAAAAAUUUCUUAUCUGUGCGUUCUCACCAUUCCCAAGACGAACCUUUAUUUUCAUUCAUGGAUGCCACAUCAGUGUCUCGGAAAUUUUUUACAGACCACAUGCAAUUAGCUUUGUCCGCUUUUGGAAUCCCAAAAAACCUAUACCAGGCUCACAGCUUCCGCAUUGGGGCAGCUACUACAGCAGCAGAGUCGGGUUGGUCGGAUAUUCAAAUCCAAUAUAUGGGACGCUGGAAAUCUACAGCAUUCAGGAAAUACAUUCGAAUUCCGGUUCUUAAACUAUAACGCGAUACACAUGUACUUUCAAGUUUGUGUUGACUUCCUUCUUUGUGGUUCCAUGAAGUCAGGAGCUUCUGGUCCAUAUGCUAUCUGUAUAUAUUGCACACAAUCAAUAUUUGGAUCAUGAAGUCAGGAGCUUCCGAUCCACUUCCUAUCUGUAUAUUGCACACAAAUCAAUAUUUGUAUCAUGAAGUCAGGAGCUUCUGAUCCACUUCCUAUAUGUAUGUAUAUUGCACACAAAUCAAUAUUUGGAUCAUGAAGUCAGGAGCUUCUGUUCCUUCUAAAUCAGCUAUAUUAUACUACAGCUUUAUCAAUAACAUUGUACAAUUUGUACCUCUAUCUUUAUUGUCAAGUCAGUUAUCAUAUUUGGUCUCAUUUUUACUUAUCGAUGGGGCAGAUCAAAACAGCAAGCAGUUAUGAUCGGUGGCGGAUGUGCCCCAUCUUUUCAAUCAUAUUCAGUAUAUUAUGUAAGAUUUGUAUGUACAUCACAUUUUUUAUAAGUAUUGCAUAAUCAUUUGUGAUAUAUGUUUAGUAUGUUUUGCUUUGUAUUAUUUGAUGUCUACUUAAACAUAUGACUUGUUUGGUUAUUUGUCAUAUUAUGUUUUGCUUUGUCUUAUUUGUAUGUACAUAUACAUAUGUCUUGUUUGAUUAUUCUGUCAUUUAUUUUAGUAAAUAAAUGACCUCUUCUAUUCCUCUACUGAAUGUUAUGUCUUGUCUAUAAUAUGGAGGUGAAGUUAUUCGGGUACCCAUAAAACAGGUUUAUGAUCAUAAAACAUUUAUGGGUACUGAUUUUUAAUAUUUUGUAUUUGGCUCCCUUUCUUUAAAUAGAAUGAUUGUAUGUGUACCCUGCGCAUGCGCAGUUUUUCUAGCGUCAGUCGCCAUUUUUAUAAAGUCACGGAGAAAUUAACCAAAGAAAUAAGUAACCACCGCCCUCCCC